AGGAGAACAAGCUGACGACAAAGGAACAUGAUACCUCGUUUCCCUCUGGCGUUGACAAAAUAUCCUUCUAUUCACAAGGCAGGAAAAUCUUAACAGUUCCACUGUGGAGGAGAUCUGCCAGCUCUGAGAUAUGCCUCGGACAAUGUUCAGGCUCCUGCCAAUUGUGUUGCUCGAUAUCCAGCUUCCCUUGAUGACAGCUUUAUUCACAGUAGAAGUUCUUCAGCCACGUUAUGAUGCAGAGUAUGGGAGUGAUGUAGAAAUGGGAUGUCGCUUUCCAGUAGAUUCCCCAUUAAAUUUGACAAAUAUAAGUGUCUUAUGGAAAAGGAAACUAGCAAAGACAAAAGAAGAAAGAGAAGUUUACAAAUUCCACAAUGGGCAUGAAAACCUCACAUUCCAAGACACAGACUAUCGGGGGAGAGCCACACUGCUUCGCGAGAGUUUAGAAAUGGGACGCUCUGUGCUAUCUAUCACCAAUGUAAAGCUCACAGAUGAAGGAGAUUAUCUCUGUGCCGUUUACUAUGGAGGGGCUGAUUACAAGUACAUAACUUUGAAAGUGAAAGCAACCUACAAGACCAUAGAUAUUCAGAAAAGAAGAGAAGAUGAGGACCUGAUCUUCACCUGUCAAUCAGAAGGCUACCCUCUGGCGGAAGUUACUUGGCACAGUGAGAAGAAUCCUAAUGUCUCCAUCCUUGCAAACACUACAUAUGAACUGACUAAGGAUGGGCUUUUCAACAUAACUAGUACCCUGAGGUUCAAACCAAGCAUUAAUGAAAGCUACAGCUGUGUGUUCUGGAAUAAGGCAUUUAAUGAAAAAACUUCAGCUCACUCAGUGUUUGAGUCAUCGUCCUCUGGGAAAACACAUCCCAUCUCAGUUAUCCUUCCUAUUUGCCUGUUGGUAUGUUUUCUAAUAGCAGCCGUCAUUAUUAUGGUUCGAAGGAAAAGUUCAUUAACAAAUCGGUAAAUCCAUCAAGCACAUCUUGACAGAACCCUUUUUCUAGAAUGUUUCCUGUUACAUCAAGCCUGAAAGCAACAGAUAUGGUUUUGGAAAUUACCAGCCCUCCGUUAAUCUAAGAAACUGGGAUUCUCCAUGUGUCAGUCUGUGAAUUCACAAGUGUGAUCUAAAUCUGUAAUACUAUGCAAAAUGAUUAAAACCUGGAUCUUGGGGAUUCCUGGGCAUGUUAAUCACAGGAGACAGUAGUACAGCAUGAUCACUUGUCUAAAACUCCUCCUCUCUCUACCUCUUCUCUUCAGAGGAGAUCUGGAUCGUCAAAUCAAGAAUGUAAAUGCAGUGAAUUUUACAGACUGAAGAGCUUACAUGAACAUGUGGAACUUUCAUCUGUGCUGCUUGCAGUUUUGCACUUUCCACAUUUCCCUUUUAGGAAUGCAUAAAGAAGUUUCAGAAUGUUAGAAUAGUUCAACUAUAUGAAUGUGUCUGGUUUUGGCCAAUGUGGCAAUGUGCAAUUGUUCUCUGUUUCAGCAGUGUCUAUUCUGAGAUACAAAAAAUGGCUGUUAUUCAGCAGUUUCAACAGUUAUACAAGUACAUUUUAGAUGUUCUGUGACUGUAUAUGUCAUUUGUCUGAGUUUUCAGUUCCAAGAAAUCUGAGUGUAUGGACAUCUAUUUUUAUGCAUUAAACAUCUGCUGUUAUA
Messenger RNA from Hemicordylus capensis (graceful crag lizard), 1647 nucleotides. Its product is annotated as programmed cell death 1 ligand 2-like. Lineage: Eukaryota; Metazoa; Chordata; Lepidosauria; Squamata; Cordylidae. The record is from RefSeq and is a predicted model, not a curated record. The transcript has 6 exons. Gene Ontology annotation, cellular component: external side of plasma membrane. The coding region runs from base 131 to 961 and encodes 276 amino acids. Gene Ontology annotation, biological process: cellular response to lipopolysaccharide; immune response; cell surface receptor signaling pathway.